This is a messenger RNA of Linum tenue, 550 nucleotides long. Lineage: Eukaryota; Viridiplantae; Streptophyta; Magnoliopsida; Malpighiales; Linaceae. The record is from the annotation of a GenBank genome assembly.
AUGGCCACCUUCCUUGCUUCUCCUACUUGUCCUGUCGCUGCCCUGCCGCCCUCCUCCUCCAGAACCAAAUCGAGCAACUUCACUGCCUGCUUCUCCAUUAAUGUAUGUUGUUCUUCUUCCCCAGUUUUUGUCUUAGGCAUGCAGGGAGGUCCGACGUUCGUCGGGCUAAAACAUGUCCCAAAGUUCCACUUCUCAUCAAGUGUUUCCUCUACCAGCUCUAGAUGCUUCAAGGCCACGAUUACUUGCUCCGCCGAAGCUGAAACGCUGAAGGUCGUCCAAGACACAAUUGCUAAGCAAUUGUCCAUUGAAGUUACCACGGUGGCUCCGGAGACCAAGUUUGCUGACUUGGGUGCCGACUCCCUCGAUACAGUGGAAAUAAUGAUGGCUCUGGAAGAGCAGUUUUCGGUGUCCAUUGGCGAAGGCGGAGCCGAGAACAUUCAAACUGUUCAAGAAGCUGCAGAUCUCAUCGAGAAAGUUAAGAAUGCUGCAGCUACUUAGUUUCACCCAACUUUGUUAUAGAUCCUUCAGGAGGGACAAAAAGCUGAGUUUU